Messenger RNA from Tachysurus fulvidraco (yellow catfish), 6086 nucleotides. It is a transcript of the gene gpr179, whose product is annotated as G protein-coupled receptor 179. NCBI's taxonomy places the organism in Eukaryota, Metazoa, Chordata, Actinopteri, Siluriformes, Bagridae. The transcript is spliced from 11 exons. Gene Ontology annotation, cellular component: membrane. Gene Ontology annotation, molecular function: G protein-coupled receptor activity. The record is from RefSeq and is a predicted model, not a curated record. The coding region runs from base 491 to 5473 and encodes 1660 amino acids. Gene Ontology annotation, biological process: G protein-coupled receptor signaling pathway.
AGUUGAUGAGCAAAUGAGUGUUGAAUCACACAACACAGCAAAACGGAUGAGAUGGGUGACUUUACACUUCUCUCUGCCAUACUGUCUGUCUCUGUAUCCUGCUAAAGACUCCUCACCACUUGACUGGUUGUUUGUACUCAUCACACCUGUGCAUCACUGAAGUUGCAGAUGCUUCUUAAUUUCUUCUGGAUUUAUUCAGAAUUUUGAGAGUGGACAAUAACCAAUGGACCAAUUAUUUUUAUAUCAAUAGUGGUAAGUUAAUUGCAUGUAUGUGUGUGCCAAUGUAGGAGAGGACCACUGACAAAAGAUAAAAAAGGGUGUAGACUCUUAAAUACCAACUACAACUGCUACAGACAUUUUUACCUGUAUGCCUUGGAGUGGUAACUUCAAAGACCAGAGUUGGUUAAGCAUCUCUAGGUAAGCAGCAGCUUGGCAGGGUUCCAAAGUUUUUUCUUUUUCGAAGACAAAUUGCAUCGACUGUAGUAGAAAGAUGUGGCUCUAUAUGAAGAUGAGCUUCCUGGACAAACUCCUUGUUUUGCUUCUCCUUUCUUCCCUGCUCUCUGCCCAGCUAAGCAGCAAUUUUGACUCCAGGAUGUCUUCAAUCCAGGAACCCACUCCGUCCACCUCCAAUGUAAACUCCACAGAAGUAGAGGAGCACGCUGGUAGUACGCAGCCUCCAAGUGUGAGCACAAAUCCUCAAGUAACAGUAGAAGAAGAAGAGCAAGCCUGGUAUGAGCCUGAAAAUUACCUUUAUACCGGUGAUGCUUCUCUCCUGAGUUCCUCAAGAUGCCAGAAUUCUUUCCAGUUGACUGCUCAGCCUGGUGCUAUCCCGCAAGACCUCAAAGACAUCCUCUACCAGCCUACUGUGUCCUUGACCAACACAGUGAACUUCCUCAAUCUUAUCUUUCAGGCAAGUGAACUAAGGGAGACAAGCGUAAGAGAGGACAUAGAGUGGUACCAUGCACUGAGCCGCUCCUUGCUUGUUGGUGAAAGUCCUGGCCUGGUAAGAAAUGCUCUGCUAAGCUUUGAUGCUGAUCCUACAGCACCUCAUCCACAGUUGGUGCUUUGGGCUUCUAAGGGCUCAUCUCAGGACAUCUACCUACAGGACCUCACUUUGGCCUGGGAAAAACUUCACUUAUUGCCCCAUGGCCUUAAUCAGAGCUGGUUUAUCUUACUGAAGUCCAACAGCCCGUAUUUUCCUAGCCUGUCAAAACAGGUCCUGAUAAAUGACCUCAGCACCUUGGACACACCGAAGUGGGCACAUGGGGGCACCUAUGUAACUAACAGCAGUGGACUGCAGUGGGGUGAGGCCCCAUUCUUGGAGUGUAAGGAAGAACGUUACCAGCCUGGAUGGAUGCUUACACUUUCUAUGCCUUUUCAUGGGCUAAAGCCAGACCUCAGUCCUGAGUUCAGAGGUGUGAUCCGUGUAGAUGUGAAUAUCCAGGAUUUUGAUGUAAACCAGUGUGCCACUGGGGAUUUCUGGUUUGCUGACACACAUCAGUGUAAUCGUACCAGCAUGGAGUGUCAGCCGAUUCCUAGGCAGGGGUUUCGUCUUGGCCAGUACUGCUGCCGAUGUAAAGAGGGAUACUACAGCCUGCCAGCUGUCACAGAGGAUCAACUGGAUGAUAGUUCCAGUAGUUCCCAUGGCUGCUACCCAGUGAUUCCUGUAUGUGUGCCAUGCUGGCCAGGCUGUAAGCAGUGUCAGGAUGGCUCCCCAUGCUGGGUUCAGGAGGACUGGCAUCUGAGAGCAGUGCUGCUAAUGGUGCACGGCUUCUUCAUGGCACUUGUGCUUAUCAGCAUGCUGAGAGUAUACCAAUGCCGGAGGACAAGACCAAUUCGAGCAUCUGGUCUCCUGUUGCUGGAGAUUAUUCUCUUCGGGUCUCUGCUUCUUUACUUUCCUGUUUUGAUAAUAUAUUUCAAACCCAGCACGUUUCGCUGCAUCCUGCUGCGUUGGGUCCGUUUGCUCGGCUUUGCCAUUGUCUACGGCACUGUCACUCUGAAAAUGUACAGGCUUCUGAAUGCAUUCCUCUCAUGCACUGCCCAGAGAGUUCCCUACAUGUCCAGUACCAGUGUGCUCAAGAUGCUGGGAGUGAUUGUGCUAACUGUGAAAUGGUUUUUGUGUGCUUGGACUGUGGGGGUCCUUCAAAACCUGGACCGCAACAUCCCUCAGUUAAUUACAUUAACCACCGCAGAUGGGCAGAGUUUCAAGGUGUGUGAUUUGGACCGGUGGGAUUACAUGAUGGCUAUCGCGGAGCUGCUGUUCUUGUGCUGGGGGAGCUCCCUCAGUAGCGCAGUGAAGUCUGUGCCCUCUGCCUUUCACGAGCCUCGCUAUAUGGGCAUCGCCGUCCACAACGAACUGCUUUUCUCCACUGUGUUUCAUCUUCUCAGAUUCGUAAAGCCAUCUCUACACCCUGACUGGAUGCUCUUGCUGUUCUUUUUCCACAUACAUUUCACAAUCGGUGUAACGUUUGGUCUGCUGUUUUUUCCUAAGUUCCUUCACAUAUCUCAGCUCAUAAAAGAGGAUAUUGCUUCAGAGAUGUAUGAGGAUGAAGUAGAACUACGACGUUCAUGUUUACAUCUGAAUAAUAGUUUUACAUCCGCCUGCUGGAGUGACCACAACCUGGACCCUGAUGACAUUCGGGGUGAGCUGAAGAAACUUUAUGCUCAGUUGGAAGUCCAUAAGACUAAGAAAAUGGAAAACAAGAACCCACACCUACAAAAAAAGCGCAGCUCUCGCCUCCUGCUUGGCCGAUCCCUUAUUAGGCGAAUAGCUGAGAUCCCAGAGAGCACGAGUCGGCAGGGUAGCCGUAAAAAUAAGGAUACUUCGGGAGCUGGAGGACAACAAAAAAGGUCUGGAUCUUGCCUGGCAAUGUCUGAAAGCACCCGUGUCAUUAUAAGGAAUGAGACAGCAAAGCUGUCAUCACCAGAGACACAAAGGUGUGUGGCACUGAAGGAUUCCUCAUUGAUAAAUCCUUCAUUAAAAAUCUGCAUGACAAAGAGGGCCUCUGAGACAGAGUCCAUCGACACAGCACCACUUUUCUGCAAGUCACUGAGUGCUCAAAACCUAGCCGUAGACAACAACUUUCUACACCCACUGCCCACCCGGGUUCAUAAAUCAUUUAGUUUUACAGAAAAGCACAGGGAUCAUUAUCCUCUUUCUCCAACUAAGAACACAGUGGACACAUCAGAUGUUUUUAAAACAAGCCUAAAAGAUAAGUUGUUUGAUAAGGCUGAGAUUAAGGAACAGCCUACAGACUCAAACAUCCCAAACCAAAAACAAGUCUCUGAGCAUGAAACCUUAACACCAAAGGUUAUAUCAUCCCCUGCACUACUAUAUGUUUGUCCCUGGGAAUUUGCGGCUUCCCUGCCCUCCUCUUCUUCUCCUGUGGCAAAGGUAGAGAGUGGUCUAGACUCAGAUGUUGAAUCUCCAAGACCAAAACCUCCAAUCUCCUCAAGUGCUCCAGGAUCACCAUAUUCCUUUGCCAAGCCAAUGGCCCACUGUGGUUUCUCUUUUCAUUCUACUACCCAGACUGUCCUUUUAGCAAGGAGCUUGGUGGCUAAAAAAGGGAAUAGCAAAUAUAGCAAUAAAAACAAACUUGGCAAAGAAGAGGUUUCAUCACAACAGACCAGAUCAAUGACUCUAAGCAAUGCAAUAAAGUCAGUGAAAAAUACACCACAAACACCAAUACGUUCUAGGACAUGUGAUGAUUCAAAACCUCGCCUUGUGAAACAGGCAGCAAUAAGUGAAUCCCCAAAGAGGAACUCCAUAUGCAAUAUCCCACGACAUACUCACCAGUGGGAGUUUGAAGACAUGGUGUGUAAAAAUAUAACACACAGUCAGAACAGCAGCAAGCACAGACUAUGUCCGACUUCUAGUAUUGAGAGCACCAAACUGUCCUGGCACCAAGAUAGAGCUUUUUUGUCUGCUCCAAGAUCAACAGUGUGUAGAUGGGAUGUUCCAAAACCAACUUCUCUGCAAAGCAGCAUCGCUGAUAUUUGCCCCUGGGAAGUGAAGCAGCAAGAUCAAUUACAGCCUAAAGAUUUGUACGCUGAUGAUGAUUCGAACUGUGAGCAAAUACAAAUAACAAGAUGGGACAAGGAUAUUUGUCCAUGGGAAUCCCUAGGAAAGACAUCAAGAACAUCAUGUGGCAACAGUAAAUCCGAGAUAGGCACCAAGCAACAUCAGAGCCAUACAGAGACAGAAGGGUUCCUUUACAAUGCUAAACAAGAUUCUGCCAAAUCAGUUUCUGAGGCAGCACAACCAACUGAGAGAGUUAUUUAUGUAAAUGCUCAUUCAGAUACAAAGAUGCAGAGUCUGGAAAAACAAGAGGUACUCCGAACUGAUGUCUGCCCAUGGGAAAUAAGUGACACACAUAGAAAUCCAGAGAUAAUGUGUGUUGAUGUAUAUCCCUGGAAAUUCAAUGCCACACUUGGAAAAUGCUCAGAAACAUUAAGGGGCAGCGAUUCGAGAAGUCUAACUAUGCCCAGUCCUCAGCGUCUCUUAACAAAACAGCUUAUCAGUCCUGUGGCUAUGAAAAUAUGCCCAUGGGAUUUUCCUGAAGGAUUUUCAUGCCAAUGGAAAUCAGAAAAGUUUCCUAAAACAGAUGCUGAAAAACCAAGAGCUGAUGUCAAGAAAACUAAAGCAAUGCCAGAUCCACUGACUAAACAACUGAUAAACUGUUCAUGGGAUUUACCAGAAGCCCCUUCCAUGGAAAAAGAAGUCCAUUUAUUGGAAUCAGAGGAAGCAUCUCUGCAACCAAGACAAGAAGAAGACAACACGGUAUCGCCUUCACAAGUAUCCACAACUAUCAAAACAGAUAACUGUUCCCAGGAAGGAGAGGCUUCUAAGAGGUCAAAAGGUAUUAACAUAAAAAAGGAAGUAGAUGCCUCAGUAGUAAAAAAAGAAAGUGUGCAUGCCAAAAUUUGUCUUUGGGAAAACAUUACACUGGAAAGUGAACAGCCAGAGAAACCAACACAGAAACAAAUAACUCCUCAUGUUAACGUAGAUCCAAUGCAUACAGGUGAGCCUGAGAAUCAAAGCCAAAAUAACCACACUUCUUAUUCUGAUAUUUGUCCAUGGAAAACCGAAAAAGCUCAAAGUCAAAAUGACCUUCGAGCACAUAUAUGUCCUUGGGAAUUAGAGGUCCCAGGAACAUCUACAAUGCAAGAAAGUGUCCAUAGAGAUGUUUCCACUUGGGAAAAUGACUCUGAACGUCCAGCAAUUAGAAAAAACAGCAACAGUGAGAAGACGGAAGAAGAUACCAGUGUACAUACUGCACAAGGGGCGAGGGUUAAUCGUCCUCUGACUCGAUGUGAUGCAAUGUGUCCAUGGGAAAUAAAAGCAGGAUCACAGGCAUCCAUUACGCUGUAUGAUAAUAACUCAGACAUAUUCACAUGGGAAGAACCAAUAGCAGAAGAAGGAAGUGAUGCAGAAUCAGCAGCAGAGGCCUUUAUCUUUCCACCUGACGUGUAAACUCGAGGCUAAGGUGGAUGUGUGAUUUGUUUUAGAAACGUAAAUUUAAUUAAAGCCACUAGUUAUACACUAAAGUAUGUCUCCAAAUGAAAUAUUGUACUAGUCCACUGCAAAUUAGCUACCCAAAUGAACUCUCAGUGGGUUUGAGGUCAGGGCUCUGUACGGGAAAAUCAAGUUCCUCCAUUACAACCUUUACACACAAUGUCUAAAUGAGUUGUGUUUUUUGUGCAGCAGCAUUGUCGUGUUGGAACAGUUUUGGGCAACUUAGUUCGAGUGACAGGAAAUUGGUAUGCACAGCAUACAAAGACACUGUACAAUUGUGUGCGUCUAGCUUUGUGGCAGUUUAAGGAAAGCCCACAUACAGGUGUGAUGGUCAGAUUCAAUUCAAUUUAUUUGUAUAGCGCUUUUAACCAUGGACAUUCAAGAUUAUUAUUAGACUUAUAUUUAAAUGUGUUUGUAUUUAUUCCCAAGUCUGAGGUGACCGUGGUGAAAACUCCCUUAGAUGGAAAAGGAAGAAACCUUGAGAGGAACCAGACUAAAAAGGGAACCUCAUCCUCAUUUGGGUGACCGUAGAGGGUGUGAUUAUAGAUUAUUAUAAACACCAAAGGGUGUU